Molecule: messenger RNA, 939 nt
Organism: Mauremys mutica (yellowpond turtle)
Lineage: Eukaryota; Metazoa; Chordata; Testudines; Geoemydidae
Product: olfactory receptor 9G4-like
Exons: 1
Coding region: 1-939 (312 amino acids)
Biological process (GO): G protein-coupled receptor signaling pathway
Cellular component (GO): membrane
Molecular function (GO): olfactory receptor activity; G protein-coupled receptor activity
Source: RefSeq, a predicted model, not a curated record
AUGCCAAUGAAAAAUCAAACCACAGUGACCGAAUUUAUUUUCCUGGGACUUCCCAGUGACCCUCAGAUGCAGAUUUUCCUCUUCUCAGUGUUUUUAGUUAUUUACUUAAUCACUCUGAGUGGUAACAUAGUGAUCAUGCUGGUGAUAAGAGCUGAUUCUCACCUUCACACCCCUAUGUACUUCUUCCUUUUCAAUUUAUCCUUUCUUGAUAUCUGCUAUUCCUCGGUCACAGUGCCUAACGUGCUGAGGAAGAUCCUAGCAGAGCACAAAACAAUUUCUGUCAAUGGCUGCAUUGCUCAGAUAUUCUUCAUCCUCCUCUCAGCUUGUGCUGAAAGUUUCAUUCUCUCAGCCAUGGCUUAUGACCGCUACGCUGCCAUCUGUGACCCAUUGCGUUACAUGGAGAAAAUGAGCAAAGGGAUCUGUGUUCUUUUGGUGAGUGGGGCAUGGACCACAGGCUUCUUUUAUGCCCUUCUUAGUACUGUUUUUACUCUGAAGUUGCAUUUCUGUGGCUCCAAUCAAAUCCAUCAUUUCAGCUGUGAACCCCCUCCUCUGUUACAACUGGCCUGCACUGACACCCUCACCACUCAAGUGUUGGUUCUUACUUCUGCUGUGAUAUUUGCAUCAAGCUCCUUCCUCCUCACCCUGAUCUCCUACAUUCACAUCAUCUCCACCAUCCAGAGGAUACGAUCUGCAGAGGGCAGGCAUAAAGCCUUCUCCACCUGCAGCUCCCACCUUAUUGUGGUUGGCUUGUUUUACCUGACAGGUUUUCUCCAGUACACAAAACCCAGCACAGUCUCUUCUGUGGUGCUGGAUGAAAUAUUCUCCGUCCAGUACAGCGUCUUGACCCCCAUGUUAAACCCCAUCAUCUACAGCCUGAAAAACAAGGAGGUGAAAACAGCUUUAAGGAAAAUGUUGGGAAAAUUAAAGUUUGUCAGGUAA